Hemicordylus capensis (graceful crag lizard) is the source of this 4406-nucleotide messenger RNA. RefSeq names its product POZ/BTB and AT hook containing zinc finger 1 (gene PATZ1). Bases 819 to 3026 code for a protein of 735 amino acids. The record is from RefSeq and is a predicted model, not a curated record. Lineage: Eukaryota; Metazoa; Chordata; Lepidosauria; Squamata; Cordylidae. Gene Ontology annotation, molecular function: protein binding. Gene Ontology annotation, biological process: regulation of cytokine production; regulation of immune system process; negative regulation of transcription by RNA polymerase II. The transcript is spliced from 6 exons.
CUCUCUGCAUCGGGUGGGUGGGGGGCGCCGGAGCCCAAGAGGAGCCCGCAAAGUUUGCAGCGCCGCCAGCCGGACGCCUCCCCAGCCGGGCCCGCCGCCAGCCGGAGCCCCCGCCGCGACGCCAGCCCGGCCCUAAUUUUUUUUAGGCGGCGCGGGGGGGUUGUUUGCUGCCAUCGGCCCCCCCUCCUCUCUUCCUCCCCCCCCAGGGGUGAAAGUGCAAGAGGAAGUGCAGCCGCUGCCAUCUUUCCUCCUCUCCAAACACACACCGAGGGAGGGGGACGCGCGGACGGCGCGCCGGCAGCCCCCGAAAACUUCGACGGCGGCCGCGGCAGCAGCGGCGGCCAGGAACAAAGCCGCCUCCGCCGCCGCCUCCUCCGCCGCCGCCAGCGCCUGCUCCUGGGCUGCAGCGCCUCGUGGCGGCCGCGAAGAGCGUGCAGGGCGCGGGGGGAGGCGCGGGAGUGCCGCCCGGCGGGGGCUUCCGCGGCUUGCUGCAGCCCGAGAGCGCUGCUCCGCGCGCGCCCCCUCCGCCGGCGCCUUUUGUUCGGCCGGCCGGCCGGCCUGCUUGCGCCCUUGCCUGCUUGGCAGCGCAGCUUUUGCGGGCUUGCGCCCAGCGCCGCCGCCGUCGGGGCCCGGGAGUCCCAGGCAGCCGGGCGCGCCAGGCGGAGCGCGUGCGACAUUCCCCUCCCUCCCGGCCUGCCCGCUCGUGCGCGCGCCCUCAGCCCCUUCUUCGACGGGAGCGCCGGGCCUAGGCAAGCGCGCCCCCUGCCGGCCGUCGCCGCGCAAGGCCAGCGGGCAGGUGAGGCCGGUCGCCAGCCCCGAUGGAGCGGGUCAACGAGGCGGCCGCUGCCGCAGCAGCCGCCGCCAACGCCGCUUGCGGCCCGUCCCCGCCGGGCUGCUACACGUACCAGGUGAGCCGGCACAGCGCCGACCUGCUGCACAGCCUGAACCAGCAGCGCAAGAACGGCGGGCGCUUCUGCGACGUGCUGCUGCGCGUGGGCGACGAGAGCUUCCCCGCGCACCGGGCCGUCCUGGCCGCCUGCAGCGAGUACUUCGAGUCGGUCUUCAGCGCCCAGGGCCUGGGCGGCGGCGGUGAGCCUGGGGCGGCGGCAGGGGCAGCAGGAGGCGCCGGGGCGCCCGACGGCGGGGGCGCUGCUGAGGCACCGGGGGCGCCUGGAGGGGGACCCCCUGGGGUGGGCCGCGAGCUGGAGAUGCACACCAUCAGCUCCAAGGUCUUCGGGGACAUCCUGGACUUCGCCUACACCUCGCGCAUCGUGGUGCGCCUGGAGAGCUUCCCCGAGCUCAUGACAGCCGCCAAGUUCCUCCUCAUGCGCUCUGUCAUCGACAUCUGCCAGGAGGUCAUCAAGCAGUCCAAUGUGCAGAUCCUGGUGCCCCCAGCCGCUCGGCCGGACAUCAUGCUUUUCCGCCCCGGGGCAACCGCCACCGACCUUGGCUUCCCCCUCGACAUGACCAACGGCGCUGGCCUGGCACCCAAUGGCAACGGGAUCGCCGGCAUGCCAGAAGAUGAGGCCACGCGGGCUGCCCUCUCUGCCGCCGCACAGUCCUUGCCAGUCCUCCAAGGUGUGGACCGCCUGCCCAUGGUUGCAGGUCCGCUGUCGCCACCGCUGCUGGCUUCACCUUUCCAGAACGUUGGCGCUGCCACCCCCUCGUUGAGCAGCAAAAGGGGAAGAGGGCGGCCCCGCAAAGCCAACCUGUUGGAUUCCAUGAUGUUCAGCACUCCCGGAGGGUUGAGGGACGCCGGCAUCCUUCCGUGCGGCCUCUGCGGCAAAGUAUUUACAGACGCCAACCGCCUUCGGCAGCACGAAGCUCAGCACGGGGUGACCAGCUUGCAGUUGGGCUACAUAGACAUCCCACCCCAAAGGCUCAGUGAAAACGGGGUGCCAGGUCUGGAUGACCCCGAGGCCCCCCGAAAGAGGAGCCGGACAAGGAAGCAGGUGGCUUGUGAGAUCUGUGGGAAGAUUUUUCGGGAUGUUUACCAUCUGAACCGACACAAAUUGUCACAUUCCGGCGAGAAGCCUUACUCCUGCCCAGUGUGCGGGUUGCGAUUCAAGAGGAAAGACAGGAUGUCCUAUCAUGUUCGGUCCCAUGACGGGUCUGUGGGGAAGCCUUAUAUUUGUCAGAGCUGCGGAAAGGGGUUCUCUAGGCCUGACCACUUGAAUGGGCACAUCAAGCAGGUGCACACGUCAGAGAGACCUCACAAGUGUCAGCAGGAAAAUGCAAGCCUCCAUGGGAUAAGCUCAGAGACAUCUACAUCCAUAGAGCAGUUGAAACUUCAAGAGACCUGCAACGCUUCCUUUGCCACCCGGGACCGGCUGCGCUCGCACCUCGCAUGCCAUGAAGACAAAGUUCCCUGCCAGGUCUGCGGAAAGUACUUGCGGGCAGCAUACAUGGCGGAUCACUUGAAGAAGCACAGCGAAGGACCAAGCAACUUUUGUACCAUCUGCAACAGAGGUUUCUCCUCUGCCUCCUACUUAAAGGUCCAUGUUAAAACCCACCACGGUGUUCCCCUUCCCCAGGUCUCCAGGCACCCGGAGCCCAUCCCGAAUGGGGGAGCAGCGUUCCACAGCGUCAGGACCUAUGGCAUCAAAGAAGGCCAGAAGUGCUCACAUUUGGGCCAGAUUGAGAGUUCGGAUUCCUACGGAGAUCUCUCCGACACCAGCGACCUCAAGACUCCUGAGAAACAGACCGCCAACGGUUCCUUCUCCUGUGACAUGGUGGUCGCAAAAAACAAAUUGGAGUCAGAGGGAGACAAGAAGUACCCCUGCCCUGAAUGUGGCAGCUUUUUCAGAUCCAAGUCCUAUCUCAACAAACACAUACAGAAAGUCCAUGUCCGCUCCCUGGGGGCCCCACUGGGGGACUUGGGCCCCGCGCUUGGCUCCCCUUUUUCACCCCAACAGAACAUGUCUCUCCUGGAAUCCUUUGGCUUUCAGAUUGUCCAGUCUGCCUUUGCCUCCUCCCUCGUGGAUCCAGAUGUGGACCAGCAAGCGAUGGGUCCAGAUGGAAAAUAAGGCCAUCUCGAACCUUAGCAAGGCAGCAGUCUCUUUUUAUGUACAACUAGAAGAUGGCUGUGGAUGAGAGGGGGGAGCUAACAAAAUCCAGUUGGGUAGCUGAGAGGGUUUUGGGGGUUCUUUAAAUUCCCUUUAGGUUUUUCCCCUUCCCCAUUCCCCUCUCCCCAUAAAUCUUCCUCUGUGCAGGGAAUGUAUGUUUGCCAGCUGACAAUGUGCAGGGUAUCUGCAUGACAAUGAACUGAUGACCUUUGGGGGCUGCAACGCAGGCAGAAUGAAUGGCCGAAUAGCAGAAGAAAGGAAGGGGGGGAAACACUGGUUUGAGAAUGUUAUGGAUCCCUUCUUGAUCCAGCAGAGAGCUAGAUCUCUGUCUGCCAUCUCUCUGCUUCACAGCCCUUCCAUAAGAUUUGCAUUUUAGCAUCACUGUCUGCACAUAAAACACACCCUGUGGUAUCUAGUCGAUAACGGUGCCCUUGUUCCUUUAAUAACUAAGAAACACCCUCCCAGAAACCAAGUUUUUCUUUUAAAAGUUGCUUCUUAGGAAGGCAGAAAGAAUUAUUUUUGAGAGGCAGAGCAUCAACGGGAGAUGCCUGGGACUCCAUCUGGCCCCACUCAAUUCAGAACCAGUCCUUAGGCACAAUCUGUCGCUGGGAUGUUCUCCUCCAGAAGCCCUCCUGCAAUGGAUGAGAGAGGCACAAGGGCACAGAACUGCUGAUACCCCUCUCCCAUCCCUUUCACUGGGGCUUGUGCAAGAGAACUUCCCCAUGCGAUGUGCCCUUCUGUUUCCCCCCUAAUCCUCCAAAACUUGCUCUUGGUUUUCUGUCUCUCUCUUAUGAUUAUUAUUCUCACAUUUAUGAUUUUAGGACCUGUUGUAGUGAUUUGCUACUGAGAAGCCUAUCCGAGGCAAUUAUACAGAGAGCUCUUAAAGCAGCAGUCAUGUUAGGGUUAGUAUUAACUACUUCUUUUUUUUAGAUGUAUCAUAAUUGAUAACUUGGCUAGUUGAUUGUUUUUAAGUCUAUGGAAUAAAAUAGUUAUGCAAAAUGGAAGAAAGAAAGAAGAGGUUUGAACAAUAACAGCAGUGUACACUUGGUUGGUUGAUGCUGGUUUGAUGCAUAAAGAUGCUGAAAUUGUAAAAUGAUUAGCACAGGGGUUCCCAACCUUGGAUCCUCACCUGUUGCUGGACUACAGUUCCCAUCAUCCGUGGGAGUUGUGGUCCAACAACAUCCAGGGAGCCAGGUUCAAGCACCCCUGGAUUAGCGAUAGGUUGAAAUUUUCUGUGCCACCAACCUGUUCAGUGCGACUAUAGGGUUCACAGAGUGAUUUUUUAAUAUUAUUAAUAAUAAUUGAAUUGGACUGCAUUAAAGAAGUUAGAAUGUUACUUUA